AUGAAAGUUUCUCAAAUUUUGCCAUUAGCUGGUGCGGUAUCCCUCGCUUCAGGUUUUUGGAUUCCUGAUUUCCGGAACAAUCAAAAGUCAAAUUCCUACCCAGGCCAAUACAAAGGUAAAGGUGGCUAUCAAGAUGAUUGCGGGGAUAACUACAAGAAAGGUUAUAAAAGCAAAACCUACUCCAAGGUUAAGUCCCGGACUACCACUGAUUGUAUCACUUCCACCCUGCCAAAAGGGAGCACCACCAGGUACACAAAAGACGUUGUUGAUUCUACCUCCUAUACGACAGACACUGCUUAUACUACCACAGUUAUAACUGUCACCAAGUGUGAUGCCGAUUCUUGUUCUCGUACAGCAGUAACUACCGGUGUCACUAUCAUCACUGUCACUACCAAUGAUGUUGUUACUCAAUAUACUACUUAUUGCCCAUUGACAUCAACUCCAACCAUUGUUAGCUCAACUCCUUUGAGUAUUCCAUCUAGUAGUGUCUCAACUGAUACUACUGUUGCUACUACAUCAACUACUCCAUGCGAUACUGUUUCCACUGGCACUACCUACGGUACUACUUCUACUACUCCAUGCGAUACUGUUUCCACUGGCACUACCUACGGUACUACUUCUAGUUACUCAUCUAGUGUCUCAACUGGUUCUUCAUCUAGCUACUCAUCCAGUGUUCCAUCUAGCAGUGUUUCAAGCGGUACUACUUCUAGCUACUCGUCCAGUAUUCCAUUGAGCAGUGUUUUGACUGGUUCUUCAUCUAGCUACUCAUCCAGUGUCCCAACUGCUUCUUCAUCAUCCAGUGUUUCAUCUAGCAGUGUUUCAAGCGGCACUACCUACGGUACUACCUCUACUCCAUGUGAUACUAUUUCCACUGGCACUACAUCAACUACUCCAUGCGAUACUGUUUCCACUGGCACUACCUACGGUACUACUUCUAGUUACUUACCUAGUGUCUCAACUGGUUCUUCAUCCAGCUACUCAUCCAGUGUUCCAUCUAACAGUGUUUCAAGUGGCACUACUUAUGGUACUACUUCUAGUUACUCAAAUAGUACCACUUACGGUACUACUUCUAGCUACUCAUCCAGUGUUCCAUCUAGCAGUGUUUCGACUGGUUUUUCAUCCAGCUACUCGUCUAGUGUCCCAUCUAUUAGUGUUUCAAGCGGCACUACCUACGGCACUACUUCUAGUUACUCAUCUAGUGUCUCAACUGGUUCUUCAUCCAUCUACUCGUCCAGUGUUGAAUCUAGCAAUGUCUCAAGUGGAACUACAUACGGUACUACUUCUAGCUACUCAUCCAGUGUUUUAUCUAGCAGUGUCUCAAGCGGAACUACCUACGAUACUACUCCAAGUUACUCAAAUAGCACCACUUACGGUACUACUUCAAGUUACUCAUCCAGUGUUCCAUCUAGUAAUGUUUCAACUGGUUCCGCAUCAUGUAUAAUUAUGACUUUUGCUGGUGCUUCUGGAGAAACCAGUACAAGUGAAUUCUGCUUCCCACUGACUGCUACUUCUGAAGUUGAAUCCUCAACUGAGACCACCUCAUCUGCUUCAUCUUCCACUUAUUCAACCACUGAAGAGACUACACCAGUUGGAUCUACAGUUAUUGUUCCAAGUACUACUGUUAUAACAGUUACUUCAUGUUCCCAAAACAAAUGUUCUCUUUCAUCAGUUACCACUGGUGUUGUUACAAUCUCAUCUGCAAAGACAAUUUAUACUACAUACUGUCCUAUCUCCUCGAGUGUCACUAUUCCAGUUCCUAGCACAUCAACUCCAGAUACUCCAGCUACUCCAGGUACUGAAACCACUCCAGGUACUGAAACCACUCCAGGCACUCCAGGUACUGAGACUACUCCAGCUACUCCAGGUACUCCAGGUACUGAAACUACUGAGACUACUCCAGCUACUCCAGCUACCCCAGGUACUGAGACUACUCCAGCUACUCCAGGUACUCCAGGUACUGAAACUACUGAGACUACUCCAGCUACUCCAGCUACCCCAGGUACUGAAACUACUCCAGCUACUCCAGCUACCCCAGGUACUGAAACCACUCCAGCCACUCCAGCUACUCCAGGUACUCCAGGUACUGAAACCACUCCAGCCACUCCAGGUACUGAGACUACUCCAGCUACUCCAGCUACCCCAGGUACUGAAACUACUCCAGCUACUCCAGGUACUGAGACUACUCCAGCUACUCCAGGUACUCCAGGUACUGAAACUACUGAGACUACUCCAGCUACUCCAGCUACCCCAGGUACUGAAACUACUCCAGCUACUCCAGCUACUCCAGGUACUGCAACUACUCCAGGUACUCCAGGAACUCCAGGUACUGAAACUACUCCAGCUACUCCAGGUACUGAAACCACUCCAGCUACUUCAGGUACUGAAACUACACCAGCUACUCCAGGUACUGAGACUACUCCAGGAACUCCAGCUACUCCAGGUACUGAAACUACUCCAGCUACUCCAGGUACUGAGACUACUCCAGCCACUCCAGCUACUCCAGGUACUCCAGGUACUGAAACCACUCCAGCUACUCCAGGUACUGAAACUACACCAGCUACACCAGGUACUGAGACUACUCCAGGAACUCCAGGUACUCCAGGUACUGAAACCACUCCAGCUACUCCAGGUACUCCAGGUACUGAAACCACUCCAGCCACUCCAGGUACUCCAGGUACUGAAACCACUCCAGGUACUCCAGGUACUCCAGGUACUGAAACCACUCCAGCUACUUCAGGUACUGAAACUACACCAGCUACACCAGGUACUGAGACUACUCCAGGAACUCCAGCUACCCCAGGUACUGAAACUACUCCAGCUACUCCAGGUACUGAGACUACUCCAGCUACUCCAGGUACUCCAGGUACUGAAACUACUGAGACUACUCCAGCUACUCCAGCUACCCCAGGUACUGAAACUACUCCAGCUACACCAGGUACUGAGACUACUCCAGCUACUCCAGCUACACCAGGUACUGAGACUACUCCAGCUACUCCAGCUACCCCAGGUACUGAAACCACUCCAGCUACUCCAGCUACUCCAGGUACUGAAACCACUCCAGGCACUCCAGGUACUGAGACUACUCCAGCUACCCCAGGUACUGAGACUACUCCAGCUACCCCAGGUACUGAAACCACUCCAGCUGUUCCAGAAACUCCAACUACUUCAGGUACUGAAACAGUUCCUGAUGUAUGUACCGAAAUGGUUCCAAGUACUACUGUUAUAGCAGUUAGCUCAUGUUCCGAAGACAAGUGUUCCGUUUCAUCAGUUACCACUGGAUUUGUCACUGUAUCGUCUGAAAAGACUGUUUACACUACUUACUGUCCUAUUUCCUCCAGCACUACCACACCAGUUGUUCCAGAAACUUCAGGUACCCCAGGUGAAUCUCAACCAGCUACUACUACAGGUACUCCAGAUGAACACCAACCAGGUACUACUCAACCAGUUUCCGUACUUAGUACUCUGCAAGUUGUUACUGAAAGUGAUGAAUAUUCUACAGUCACUGUUCACUCAACUUCAACUGCCGGACAACAACCUGGAGCCAACCCAUCAGUUACUACAAAUGGUCCUGAAGUUGAAGCUUCUUCCAGUGUCCUUGCCAAUCCAGUUUCAUCUGUCACUACAAGCACAAUAGCAGGCUCCAAUGAGACUUCUGUACCAUCAGCUCAAUUUUCCAGUUUCGAAGGAUCUGGCUCUGCUCUUAAGAAGCCAUACUAUGGUUUAGCAGUGGCUGCAUUGAUUUACUUUAUGUGA
Molecule: messenger RNA, 3753 nt
Organism: Candida dubliniensis CD36
Lineage: Eukaryota; Fungi; Ascomycota; Pichiomycetes; Serinales; Debaryomycetaceae
Gene: EAP1
Product: adhesin EAP1
Exons: 1
Coding region: 1-3753 (1250 amino acids)
Source: RefSeq, a predicted model, not a curated record